GAGAGAGAGAGAGAGAGAGAGAGAGAGAGACCAUAGCAUGGGCCGAGGGAUGACGCCGGCGACGUGGGGUGACGACGAGCGAUGGUGGGGCUAGAUGGUGGCGAGCGAAGCGACGGACGGCGCGAGUUAUGGUGGCGAACGGCGCCGGCUGGUGGGGUUGAAAGGUGGCGCGGCCAUUUACGCUCGUAUGGGGUAAGCUGCUGCACCUGCGAUCAGUCGCCAGGCCACGGGAAGAAGCUGCGAGCUCGCCGCGGCCGACGACGAGGCCGACGACGCCGGCGACGACGCAGCCGAGAGCAGCCGCGCGCUGCCGAUGAUGAGCCUGCCGAUGGCGCUCCCGAGGUGCCGAGGCUGCAGCCGAGGCGAACAGAGGCUCCUUCCGCGACGAGGCAAGACGGGGACUCGAUUAACGGACUGAUCCCCUUCGACGAGUUCCCCACGCGGUAACUACUUCCGAGGAAGCAGCAGGUGGAGAAGAGCGAGAAGAAGAAGAAGGAGAAGGAGAAGAAGAAGAAGAAGAAGAAGGAGGAGGAGAGGCGGCCCGAGACGCUCGUAAUUGAGAGGGAUCCGUGUUUAUCCCAUAAACGUCUGCUCGGCAAGUCGAAGGAACGCGGGAUGCCGCCGCCGCCACCCCCGAGCGGCGCGUCGAGGAUCCUCGCGGCGGGAAACUGGGUCUGACGAAGAUAAACUUCCCGCGCGGGGGAGAGAGAGACAGAGAGAGAGAGAGAGAGAGAGAGGGAGAGAGAGAGAGAGAGAGAGAUCAAGACAGAGAUAGGAAGCUUACACCGGCCUGAAUGGGGAGUCGCGUCGCGAAAGGGCUCGUCGCUGCUCCUCCUCGCCGGCGGAACUACCCUGAGACUACCCUGAGGCGGCGGGCGUCCCCGGUCGCGCGAGAAUCACCGUAAUAAAGCGCCGUCGGCGACCCACACCUCGUCCACAUGUCGCGACUGUCGCUGCCAUGAGGAACGUUCGCGCGGUCGUGCGGUAAACGAGACGGGAUAUUCACACACACACACACACACACACACACACCGGGAGUGGAAGAGCGAGAGUGCGACGAGAGGGCGAAAAUGAGUUCCCUGCGGAGGACGAUCAAUCAGUCAGCGCGGGAGGGCACGUCCAUGAGGAGACACGCGGUCUCGGGGCCCACCACGAAGAGCGUGAAGAACGUGAUGCACGCCAACACGGCCUCGCCGGCCUCGCCGCUGCGACACCGCUCCAAGUACGAGCUGCGGAGCAUCAGCUUGGAGGGCAACAAGGUGCUGCCGUGGACCACCAGAUCCACCGCGGACGCGAUAUCGAGGCGAGGGGUCCUGUCGAGACGAUGCUACGGCAGCGUGGAAAUGCUGCCGCAGAUCGAGCAGGACGGCGUCGACAAUGGCAGGCGAUUUCGCGUGGAGAACGGCGACUCGCUCGGCGAAAAAGAGGAGAUGUUCGGCUCGCCGAGUACACCGAUAUUGGAGAACCCGGAGUACCAGACCCGCUGGUACUUUAAAUACUUCCUGGGCAAGCUGCAUCAGAAUUACAUCGCCUCCGACCAGGAGAGGAACCCCGUCUUCCUCUCGGUAGUCACGAGCGAGGUCGGUGAUCAAUGCGUGCCGCAUUACCGAGUGAUCCUGUGGAGAAGGACCGGCGCGCAGAAGAUAUCGCUGCCGUACUCGGCGAACAAGACCAUGACCAUCAGGCAGAUCCUCAGCAACUUCUUCGGUCUCGAGAAACUCGACAAGGCGCCGCGCGAAGUUUUCUCGCCCGAGCUGCAGAAGGACCUGCUACUGCUCGAGGAGCAAGAGGGCUCGGUGAACUUCAAGUUCGGCGUCAUCUACGCGAAGGAGGGCCAAACCACCGACGACGAGAUGCUGUCAAACGAAAGGGGCAGCCUUGGCUUCGAGAGCUUUCUGGAGAUCCUGGGCGAGAGGAUACGGCUGAAAGGCUGGGACAAGUACAGGGGUGGCCUGGACGUGAAGGGAGACAUGACGGGCAAGGAGAGCUACUACACGGUUUACGCGGGCCACGAAGUCAUGUACCACGUUAGCACGAUACUGCCGUACUCGAAGGACAACCCGCAGCAGCUGGAGAGGAAGAGGCACAUCGGCAACGACAUCGUCAACAUCAUCUACACGGACGACCCGGCGGCGGUGGACACGUUCAACCCGAACUGCAUAAGGAGCCAGUUUACCCACGUGUUCGCCGUGGUAACGACCGAGCCGGACGGCAAGGGAUGGCGGGUUGCUAUUUAUUGCGACGAGACCGUACCCCUGUUCGGGCCGAGUCUACCCUGCCCGCCAAUUUUCGAGGACCCGUAUAAUCUGCGCGAGUUUCUCCUCGUUAAACUGAUCAAUGGCGAGAAGGCUACCUUCGACACCCCGACGUUCUCCAGGAAGCGGGAGAGGACCCUCGACGCCCUGUUGCGAGAUAUGUACCAGGAGCACUCGCAGGAGAGCAAGAGCAACAGCAUGCUAAAUCGCCGGGCGCUCUCGGACGUGGUGGAGGCGCCGGGACGACGGCGAGAGGAGACACGCGCCGUCGAGAUGGUGCGGGUCGGGCAGGCCUUGAAGCUGGAAGCUAUCAUGCGCGGGUUGGCACCCACUUCUCUCGCCACGGUGGGACCGUUGAAGCCCCGGCCGUGGGAGCCGAGGUGCAUCUACCCGGAUUUCCCGCACGAGGUGGUCUGCGGGGAUGUCUGGCUGGAGAAUAGGCUGAUCCUCGCCACCGAGGGCGGCACGUUCCUCAUCGAAGACGGCCUCUCGCACAGGCUGAUCUUCGACGAGUCGGUGCAGAUCAAGCAGCUGGACGUGGUGGAGCAGCACGGCAUACUGCUGUUCCGCGCCGGCGACAAGGGCAAGGAGAGCAGCGUGUACGUCUUCCGGUUGCGCGAGUUCGAGAGCGACCCCGCGGCGCGGUGCGCCGAGCUGUUGAUGGACCGCGAGAGCGACGAGCGCGAGAAGGAGGACGAGGACGACGACGAGGACACCAUCAUCGCCGACGACGAGGACGAGCGCAACGACUGCGACGACUGCGACGAGGACGACGCCGACGAGUGCGACAACUUCACGCGCGCCACCGCCAAGUUCCAGCCGGUAGGCCGUCCGCGCGCACGGUUGCGCGUUCGCGCCCCGGCCGUCCGAAGUCGGCCGCACAUCAAGGAGAGGAAGCUAAGGCGCACUCGAGGAUGCAACUUGUACAGCAUCACGCGACCCGGGGGCUCGCAUCUACGCAUGUGCGUGGUCGUCGGCCGUCGACUGACGGUCCUGCAGUGGAAGCACAACGCAGCCUGGACCAUCUGGUGCUCGGCGGCCGAUACCGACACCGUCGACGGUUUCCUGCUGCUCAAGGAAUUCACGGCGAGCGAAACACCGUCGUUGGUGACGAUGAUCGAGAGCGCCGACCCGUCGAACGAGUGGACCCUGUGCUGCGGCGCCCGCCAUCACUUCGAGCUCAUCUCCGCCAGCGGAGCCUCGAAGAUCGUCCACAUGGACUCGACGGCUAAGCCGCACCUGGUGGCGGCGUUGGACCUCCGCGAGGACGAGGAGCCGGAACUGUUACUUUGUUACAACAACACGUGUCACUUUCAAAAACUGGCGGAAGAGAACGCUGCGCCGACCGAGUUCGACUUCAAUUGGAAUUCGGUGCCGACAGUCGUAGCCUGUGCCUUCCCAUACGUGAUCGCCUUCACCGACGACACGAUGGAGAUCCGUCUGAUAAUAAACGGCAACUUGGUGCACACGAUCGCCAUGCCAAGCCUCAACCUCAUCACCUCGAAGCGCGACAUCUUCUUCGCGACCACGGCGCCAGAGUUCAUGCCGGGGAAGUGCGAACGGAUUCGCUUGGACUCGAAACCCUUCGAGAAAGAUGAAAUGCCCUGCAGCCCGCCGCCUUCCACGCAGUCCUCGUCGUCCUCGCGGUCGUCCGUUCAAGGCGGCCCCAGCGACUGGAAGCCGAUAAGGAUCUACCGGAUACCGCUGCAGACGCUGUCGAGGAGCCCAGCGUCGAACUGCAGCCAAAGGUGUCCGAGUCCCGUGGAGCCGGAAAUCGUCUCCGCGCCGCCCACCACCGACAGGACCUUUCUGAACGUCGAGCCGCAGCGUAUACUGAGCAGAUCCUGCAGCAGCAGCCCGACGCCCACACCGACCACGAGCUUGCCGUCGCCGUGCAGGAAAUAGACUCUGCGCGAAAGACGUCUCUCGCUCCUCCACCAGGCGAACGAGCCGAUCAUUUACCGACUGGCCGGCGACAGUGAAACAAUUCCUGCGCGCCGAAAGAGCGACGUUCGACCGCCGCGAGAGAUCGAUCGCGAGUAAAACCGACCGCCGUACCUGAUCGCUCGCUUCCGAGGCACACGAGAAAUUCUGUCUUUCUCUCUCGCUCUCUCUCUCUCUCUCUCUCUCUCUCUCUCUCUCUCUGUCCCUAUCUCUAUCUCUAUCUCUCUGUGUGUCACUGUUGCGCGCUGUAAAAGUGUGUGCGAUCGCACGCGGAUAUUAUCGUCCGGAUAGAUUCCGGCUGCGCGCCGCGCCUCGACACCUCCAUCGCCUCCUCUCUCUCUCCCUCUCUCUCUCUCUCUCUU
Messenger RNA from Harpegnathos saltator (Jerdon's jumping ant), 4561 nucleotides. RefSeq names its product GTPase-activating Rap/Ran-GAP domain-like protein 3. Gene Ontology annotation, molecular function: GTPase activator activity. The record is from RefSeq and is a predicted model, not a curated record. Lineage: Eukaryota; Metazoa; Arthropoda; Insecta; Hymenoptera; Formicidae. The coding region runs from base 1071 to 4160 and encodes 1029 amino acids. Gene Ontology annotation, biological process: regulation of small GTPase mediated signal transduction. The transcript has 17 exons.